AUGAGCGGUAAUAAUCCUUAUGCCGUCAACGCCGGGUAUGGGGGACUUCGCCAGUCCAACGACUCCAACCCAUACGCCCCUACAAACGCUUCCAAUUCUGUCUCCGGCAGUCGCUACGCGGAUCCAUAUCUCAAUGCACAGAAUAACGGUUCCUCUCCCUCCGUCAACAGUUUUGGUUCUCAAGAGCGCCGGCGUAGAUCAAACCCAUAUGACCAGCGCGACCGAGAUUCGCCGAGUUCACUGCACUCAACGCUGUCAGGUCAGGGGGGAGGAGCAGCAGCAGGAGGAGGGGGAUAUGGGGGAAUGCCGCGUGCAAGAUUCGGAGACGGGCCUGCUCCUUCGAGGAAUGAAUAUGACCAUGGAAGAGUAAGGGAUACGCGCGAGCACGAGCAGAGGCAGCCAACCCCAUCGUUCCGGGAGAGGGAGAGAGCGUACAAUGAGGGCCAGAGAGCAUACAAUGAGAGUCGGAGUCGAGAUGGCAGAGAGAUGCGAGGACAGAUGCCUCCUCCGUCCAACAUUCCCUCGAGACCGAGUCAAUCCACCCUAAACCAACAGGCGCCCACCAACGGUUACACUGCUCCCCAGAACUACCCUCCUCCAGACACGGCCAACCGACAUUACUCUCCGCGACGUCCACCAAAGAGCAUGGACGAAAUUUUGCGGCACAUACAGUCCAAUUGGAAGGAUAUGGAGGGUGACGAAUGCGUCCCCGUGAAGAUGGCUCUUCGGCUCAUGGACCCCAGUUCGUUGGGCCUUGCCGACAAAGAGGGGGACUUUGCCAACACACACGUCGACCUACAGAAGUGUUUAAAGUCUGUGGUCAACGAGCAUUAUGCCGACUUCAAUAGCGCUGUGGGCACCUAUCACAAAAUCCAGAAUGCCAUCCGCGACAGUCAAAGUCGUGUGAGGCAUUUGAAGCUCGGCUUGAUGAACGUCAAGGACGGCAUGCUGACUACUCGGCCGGAAUUGAGGACGCUGGCCGAACAGAGCGGCGAGCUGGACGACAUGCUCGUCACUCUCAGCAAAAUCGAGUCCUUGAAGCUCAUACCGGGAAAGCUGGAAGAGAAAAUCAGUGAGAAGAAAUUCCUCGGAGCUGUUGACAUCUUGAUGGACAGCCUCAAAAACAUUACGAAAAGCGAGUUUGAUGGAAUUGGCGCCAUCUCGGAUCUUCGAAGCUAUUUCAACAAUCAAGAGAGUACCCUGUUGGAUAUUCUCAUUGAGGAGUUGCAUGAUCAUCUCUAUCUCAGAAGUCCUUAUUGUAAAGACCGGUGGAAGGGGAAGAAAGCCAACGGAGAAGACAGAGAUCCAAAAGACAACAUGAUGGCCGUGGGCAUCAAUGCUUGGGAUCGACCCUUCAGCCACUACCUGAACAACGUCGACCUCACGACACCCAUGGUGGAAGAUCCCACGAAGAAUCCUGAAACCGAUACUUUCUACUAUAUCCACAUGAUUAUUGAAUCGCUCAACAAACUGGGUCAACUCGGGGAGGCUGUUUCGAGAAUUGAGCAGCGAAUGCCAAUCGAGUUGUACAAGGUCGCGGAGAAGACUAACCACGACAUUGAUGCCAAAUAUCCCAGUCAUCUGAGAGCCCAGUUUAACAAAGCGAACCGAAAGACAUACUCGUUGCAGGUGAAUGAUGGGAGAGCACAAGUGUUAUCUGACUUUCUGUGGACCUUGUAUUCCAAAUUCGAAGCCAUCGCUGAGAGCCAUCGAGUGCUGCACGAGGUAAUUGGAGGCAUAGCAGUCAGGGAGAAGGCUAGCAAGCCGGACAAAUAUACCACGGGCUUCAAAGAGCUAUGGAAAUUGUAUCAGAUGGAGAUGCGGUCGAUCCUGCACGACUACCUAGCUACGGACGGCGAUCACUUGACGUUGCGGUCUGGAUUGGGCGGCACCGCCAACACCGACGUCUUUGCUCGACCUCAGCGGGACAGGAACAAGAAGAUGUUCCGCCUGGCGGAGAUGGACCAGAAAUCUGAAUCCAUGAAAGCCGAAGAGGAUGAAUUGAACGAGAUCCUCAAGAGCUCUGUACCGGGCCUCGUCAGCAAAUCCCGGGGCAGGGAUGGCCCAGAUCUGAUAACAGACCGCAGUGGACAGGACAGCUCGGUGGCGGCUCACAAGUUGUUGGUCGAGCCCGGCGUCUUCAACAUGACCAUCUUGUUACCUCCGUCCUUGACAUUCCUCCAGCGCCUGAAGGAUAUUGUACCCUCGACAGCACAUAUCCCCAUGAGCACAUUGACCACGUUCCUCGACGACUUCCUCAUCAAUGUGUUCCAUCCUCAGCUGGAAGAAGCAGUCACGGAGCUCUGUGCGCAAGCCAUGAUUGACCUGGAAGCCUUCUCCGAAGACACGCAGUGGACGAAGCAUUCGCCGCAUCCGAUCUUCAAAGGCACAGUAUCUUUCAUGGCAUUGAUCCGCGCCUUUUCGGGGAUGCUGAGCUCGAUUCCUCAGGAUCAAAUAUUCACCCAACUCCUCAUUGACCAGCUUGUCACAUACUAUGACAAGUGUUAUGGUUUCUACAAGGCUCUAGUGAGUCGUGUGGCGUCUUCGGACAACGACCAGAACGGCAGCACCACCUUGUCGACCAAAACCGCGGCGUCGCUUGCAGCAUCGGGCGAUGUCCAUGAUGUCGCACUGGAGCUGCUGAACUACGACAAAUCGACCAACAAGAGCAUGUCGCGACCCAGCAUGAUCGCCAAAGAGGUGCAGACUCUGCUUUCUACAACCAAGACCAACCCGCUCUCUGCCUACGACAUUAUCUCCGAUCCCAAAUCAGUUCAUCAACUUUCUCUGCUCUACAACAGCAUGCAAUGGUUGGCCGCCGCGCUGGCGCAGAUUCGACAUGUCGAGAGCGGCACGCAUAUGGGGCUUUCACAUGCAAGAAGCGGUUCACAAAACAGGAGCGUGCGGCGGUGGACAUUGAUCACCAGUCUACGAAGUGGUGGAUCCAGCAAAUCGCCCUCGUACCCUGGCGCUGUUGUGCCAGUUUUCCUGCCUCUCACACCCGAGACCGCCAUCCCUUUCGACACGGUGGUGUCCUCCUUCCGCUCACUGGCACAGACAUGCCUGCUGACCCUCCACAUCGACGUCCGGUGUGGUAUCAUCCACCAACUAUCGCGUACGUUACGCGGGCCUGACUAUAAUACAAGCCCGACCUCGCCUUCAGACAACCGAGACUCUGCAGGUGCUCCACCUCUCGAUUCGGGACUCUAUCCUUAUGUCCUGCCUUCUCCACCGUCUUCGGCAUCCCCGCUGAUCCUCGAGCUCAACAAUGAUCUCAUUGCUUUCGACUCCAAUAUCGCGUCCUUCUUGGGCACCCGAGAGAGGAAUUUCAUCCUCAGGGGGCUUUCACAGCUGGUGGACCGCUAUCUCGUGGCCGCUGCAGAUGCGAUCGGGGUCAUGAAUACAAACGGAGCAGAGAGAGUCAGGAUCGAUACCAUGGUGGUGCAGCAGAAUCUAAGAGCGAUACUUGCGAACACGACGCAUAAGCGACGAAGUUGGACCAACGACAACAAGGACCCGGCUGGUCUUGGUAUCUCAGGCGCCGAUGACACCGACGCAGAUAACGACGACGGGCUGCUCACUUCGUCGAGUCGAUACUUCGACCUCUUCCUCACCGGACCAGAUUCGAUCCUCCAAUACGUCCGGGACUGCAAAUCGCAGAAGAAGGAUGUUGGGUACACAUACGACGAGUUGCGUACACUGGUCGAGUUGUGUUUCAGCGCAAAGUUGAGGGGCGAAGACCGAGAGGAGGCCAUCAGGGCGAGAAAGGGGUUACAGGAUGCACUGCUAGAGCUGGGCGAGGGAAUGUGGGACAGCUGA
This is a messenger RNA of Fonsecaea monophora, 3819 nucleotides long. RefSeq lists its product as hypothetical. The record is from RefSeq and is a predicted model, not a curated record. Gene Ontology annotation, biological process: Golgi to plasma membrane transport; exocytosis. The transcript has a single exon. Gene Ontology annotation, cellular component: exocyst. Lineage: Eukaryota; Fungi; Ascomycota; Eurotiomycetes; Chaetothyriales; Herpotrichiellaceae. The coding region runs from base 1 to 3819 and encodes 1272 amino acids.